This is a messenger RNA of Dromiciops gliroides (monito del monte), 2210 nucleotides long. It is a transcript of the gene SLC2A3, whose product is annotated as solute carrier family 2 member 3. The record is from RefSeq and is a predicted model, not a curated record. The transcript is spliced from 10 exons. Gene Ontology annotation, cellular component: membrane. The coding region runs from base 343 to 1848 and encodes 501 amino acids. Gene Ontology annotation, biological process: D-glucose transmembrane transport. Lineage: Eukaryota; Metazoa; Chordata; Mammalia; Microbiotheria; Microbiotheriidae.
UAUCGCUUUGCUCGGUGGGGGCUCGGAGGGAGGUGGUGACUUGAGGUCACUGAAUUCCGAGAGGUCACAAGAUUAUCCUUGGGAUGGGAAAGACUGGUCAUCCCCACACUGGCCCCACCCCUUCACAAAAUUAUAAAUAGUUGGCUAGCAAAGGACCCCCCCCAUCCCCAGAUGCUCUUCCAGUGAAGUGAAGGUGGAGGACGGAGGUUUGCCCUCUGGGGCCGAAGACAGCCUGCGUGCGCCUGGGAGAGACAGCCUCUUAGGCUUUUCAGGAGGGGAGGCUUCUGGCUCCGGCUCCCCCGGUUUCCUUACUAGGGAUUUGCAAAGAAUUCGGCUGGAGCCAUGUCAUCAGCCAAGGUCACCUGCCCCCUCCUCUUUUCUGUUAGUAUAGCUGCUAUAGGCUCUUUUCAGUUUGGCUACAACACUGGCGUCAUUAAUGCUCCCGAGGAGAUCAUUAAGGAAUUUCUUAAUUCCACUUUGAAUGACAGGAGUGGUAAGCCAACCUCUGAGUUUCUACUCACCUCCCUGUGGUCCUUGGCUGUGGCCAUCUUCUCAGUAGGUGGCAUGAUUGGCUCUUUCUCUGUUGGACUCUUCGUCAACCGAUUUGGCAGGCGCAACUCCAUGCUCAUCGUCAAUUCACUAGCACUUAUUGGAGGUGCCCUCUUGGGCUUCGCAAAGUCUGCCAAGUCGGUAGAGAUGCUGAUCCUGGGCCGUUUGGUCAUUGGCCUCUUCUGUGGACUUUGUACUGGCUUUGUGCCCAUGUAUAUUGGAGAGGUGUCCCCAACUAGCCUUCGUGGAGCCUUUGGCACCCUGAACCAGCUGGGCAUUGUUGUGGGGAUCCUCAUUGCCCAGAUCUUUGGACUAAAAUCCAUCAUGGGAACUGAGAGUCUCUGGCCAUUGUUAUUAGGCUUUACUGUCAUCCCUGCAGUUCUGCAAUGUAUAACCCUUCCUAUGUGCCCUGAAAGCCCCAGAUUCCUGCUUAUUAAUAAGAUGGAAGAAGAACAGGCCCGAAAGAUUCUUGAGAAGUUAUGGGGCACUGAAGACGUAGGACAGGAUAUCCAGGAGAUGAAGAGUGAGAGUGCUAAAAUGGCACAAGAAAAGAAACCAACUGUGCUGGAACUCUUUAGGUCACCAAAUUAUCGUCAACCUAUUAUCAUUGCCAUCAUGCUCCAGCUCUCUCAACAGCUCUCUGGAAUUAAUGCUGUAUUCUAUUAUUCUACAGGAAUCUUUACAGAUGCUGGUGUUAAAGAGCCAAUAUAUGCUACCAUUGGUGCUGGUGUGGUUAAUGUGAUAUUUACUGUAGUUUCGCUCUUUCUGGUGGAACGAGCAGGAAGGAGGACCCUUCAUCUGGCAGGACUGAGUGGAAUGGCCGUCUGCUCGGUUCUUAUGGUUGUUGCCAUGUCUUUCAAGGUCUCUCAUCUGUGGAUGAGCUAUAUCUGUAUUGGGGCCAUCUUUGGCUUUGUGGCCUUCUUUGAAAUUGGACCAGGCCCCAUUCCUUGGUUCAUCGUUGCUGAGCUCUUCAGCCAAGGCCCCCGCCCGGCUGCUAUGGCUGUGUCUGGCUGUUCCAACUGGACCUCUAACUUCCUUGUGGGCUUGCUCUUCCCUACAGCUGCGAAAUAUAUGGGAUCCUACGUCUUUAUUAUCUUUACUUGCUUCCUCAUCUUCUUCUUUUUGUUCACCUUCUUCAAAGUCCCUGAGACCAAGGGCAGAACUUUUGAGAAUAUUACCCAGGUCUUUGAGAACAAGAGUAAGGGUUCCCUCGGCCCCACCUUAAUGGCAGAGAAAGGCCCCAUUGUGGAUAUGAACAGCAUUGAUCCAGCCAAGGACACCUCAUCUUCCGCCCUCUAAAAUCCUACCUCCAUCACACCUCCUUUUCCAGUCUCCCAAUGUGGAAAAACAUCUCUCUGAGGUGGGGGGCCCUCAUCAGGAUAUCUAUAACCCAGGACUGUUUCUGAUUGCUGCUACUGUUUCUUUUUCACCUUACUCCAUGAGCACUAAGAUGAACCUAGUGUUGGAGUCAACUCAGCUUCACCGGCUUUUAAACAUUUAAUAUCUUGGACACUGUCUACACUCUGCUAACCAGAGAUCAGGUGAAAUUGCCCUCAUUUCUGGAGGGAUUGGCUCCUUGGCACAUGUGCCAACCUUUGUCACCAUUUCCUUGGCUUCUAAUGAUGAUUCAUUGAGGUACCUAGGAAUCAGAAGAGUGGGUG